Messenger RNA from Filobasidium floriforme, 1430 nucleotides. RefSeq lists its product as uncharacterized. The record is from RefSeq and is a predicted model, not a curated record. NCBI's taxonomy places the organism in Eukaryota, Fungi, Basidiomycota, Tremellomycetes, Filobasidiales, Filobasidiaceae. The transcript is spliced from 2 exons. The coding region runs from base 126 to 1430 and encodes 434 amino acids.
ACUCGUCAUCUCUCGCCGUCACGACACGACCCGUCAUUCUCGCCGUUUGACGAAAAAGAGUGGCUACAUAACUUGUUUCCAAGUGACGUAGUCAUCUGUCAUCCAUUCGUACACUCGCUCGAACAAUGGCCGAACAAUAUAUCUUCGAUGUUCGCCGCGCCGCCGUUCAACCGACACUCUCGAUUCCCCGGCUCCCCAGUACCGCUAGUGGUACUCUUGGAACGCAGUUAGCCUACUUCAUGCUAUUGUGGGUUGGUCACCCCGGUGAUUCGCUGGUUGUCGUCGACGAGACGGGGAACGAAAAUCUAGAAGUCACUCUCCAGGCUCGCGGCCGCAACAACAACUCUUCCCUACGCUUCAUCCGAGCCGUCUUUCAGGAAUUUCGGGAGACCCUCGGCGGACGCUUCAUGGGCUCAGAGGUCUUUCGGACCGAAGAUGCGGAAUUGCUUGUUGACGUCAUCGAAGUCACCCUCAAGUCGGACGACGACGUCAUCCCCUUACGUACGGCGUUCUGUCAUCUGGAUCAAUUCUACGAGGUUGUCGAUAUACGCCGAUUGACCGGCAACCGGUUUCGGGUGACUAAGAAAUACCGGCAAUACGGGGACAAAGAGCCCAACGGGAACCUUGCCGGGAUGAUCGCCGUGCAUGCCGAGAGCCACGCCGACGUCGUUGAUACCGUCAACAGGUGGAUCCAAGAGCAGAUCCACCCUUACAUCGGGUAUCGACAACAAGGUUAUCCGGCGAGUACCCACUUGCAGGGCGUAGCGACGACAGGCCCUGAUGCCGUAACGAUCGUCAGUGAUCGGCGGCGGGUCAGGGACGGCGUGUCGGUGAUCUUCGCAUCGGGUACGGCGAGCGGAAUGGAAGCCCUGAGGAUCGCCGUCGGCGGGAGUGUCUCGGCUGUUUCUGUUGAGGUGAAGGUUGUCAGCCAACACCACCGGUACAAAGACAACUACCGCAAAUCUCGGGUGGUACCUCGCCUGUCGAUCGUCACUGGAGGUCUUGCCUGCCACGCACCAGCCACGGUCGAUCCACCUUCCUCGCCGCCGAGCCAGUGGUCAUUGGCCGCCGAUGAUGACGAGUUGGACGUGGGCGACUCGGAAGAGGAGGAAGAGCCCCAAGCCGGAGGUUGGCAACGAGAGGUAACCCCCGCGCCCGGCUAUGUCCCUUUGCCGGAGAUGAAGGGGUUCCAGCAUGUUCGCCUCCCCGAUGGUCGAAUCGCCUGGUUGGCCCCGCCUCGUCCCCGUUCCCCUGCCGCCGAUCCUGUACCUCUCCCCGCCAGCACCCCUCCACCACCUCCUCCCGGCACCCCCCCACCACCUCCUCCCGGCACCCCUCCACCACCCGCCCCUCGCUGGAGGACGGCUCGAGCAGCGCAGGACGACGAAGACGACACUACCGUCGCUUGUAGUCUUGACCCGACCCAUUAG